AUUACGCGUUUUAAAGAGCAGAAUUCUGUCGCGGUGUCACCCGCAGCAUCUCAUUUUCAUGACUGGCCCUGUGUAUGACAGAGCUCAGAAGUUCGUGCUGUGGCUCGGGUUCUUCUCGUCAAGCACGUGUUGCUUCUUGGGCUUUCCUUGCGUACAGGACGACCCAGUGCCAGCUGCGGCGUUCAGAUGCACCUGCAUGGGCUAUUUCAUGUCGAACUUGAUUCCCUACAUGCUUGGACCCUCAGGGUUCAGCUCGUUGGUCCUGCGCAUUGGAUUGGUGAUCAAUUCAUUGGCCUCGUGUUUGGUCUCCAGAUAUUGGUGCGUGGGCUUCGGUGAGUGGUUUAUUCUGAUGCUCCUUGAGCACCUCUUUCAGAUUUUUGCCUCGAUGGUCCUGGUGGGCACCCAUGUGGAACGUCACUUUGCGUUCACGAGCGUGAUCUCCUUCAUGUUGCGCCCCGAGCACACCAGCGUGACGAUGGUGGAUGCCAAACCUUGGGCCAUGGCCACCGUGACGACAGUGGUAUUGCUGGUGCUGGGCAUUUGGUGGAGUGGACAUGAGAGUAUUGAUUUUCUGAAACGAAAGAUGGAGGCCAUGAGAUCCAUCAUGAGCAUGUCCGUGGAGGAGUUCGAGAGCAAGCAACACAUCUUUCCAUCGGAUCCGGACAACGUGCCCACGACUUCGAAAGAGGACCUGGAUAAUUGGAAGGCGAUUGGCCGAUUGGAGGAGUCACAGUGCAUUGGUCAAGGAUCCUUCGGCAAAGUCUACUAUUGCAAGUGGAAUGGUGGAGAGGCUGCUGCCAGGGUCAUGACUUGGCAUGGGAGCAAACUGAAAAGAGUGGAUCCACAUCAAGAGGCGGAGCUUUGCAAGCGGCUGAUUCAUCCCAACCUUGUGCAGACCUACACUUUCUCCAGCCGUGAGCAUGGAGGUCUAUCGCAAUUGGUGAUUGUUCAGGAGUGGUGCGACCUUGGGACCUUCUCCAAAUACUGCUCGACCAAGCCCUAUGAACAGAAAGGAGUGACGCACGUGAAGAAGAUGCUCUCGGACACCUGUAAGGGGACGGCCUACCUGCAUUCCUGCGAUGUGAUCCAUGGCGAUUUAACCUCCAACAACGUCUUGUUGAAGUCCAAAGCCAAGGAGAAGGACUCAGACAUGGGCUUUGUCUGCAAGGUGUGCGACUUCGGACUGGCGCCUGGAAGCAGAGGAGACUGGAGUGGAUGGUCGAGGUCGAGUCAGGAUGAGUCAGGCUCGAGUUCUUGAGGAAGGCAUGACAGAGCUCUUAACUUCUCAGCUGGGGACAGUGUCCCACAUGCCACCGGAGCUCUUCCAGCUGGAAGACAAACGGUUGAGCAAGAAAGCGGACAUCUAUGCGAUUGGCAUGUUGAUUUAUGAAGUGGUGACGGGAGAGGUUCCAUACAAAGGCAUGAUGGCUCCUAUGAUCAUCCUGAAAGUGGCUCGGGGCCAACGUGUCUCCCUUCCAGACAACGUCGAUCCGACUAUCCGCGACGUCUUCCAGAGAUGUACAGAUCCAAAGCCCUCUGAAAGACCUUCAGCUGACACCGUAGUCGAUCUGUUAAGGUGGAAAUGACAUCCACGACACAAAUUACGCGGUGGUGCUUCCACCUGGCUCUUCAAAGUGACCGAACAAACCUGCUGGUUUUGCAGGGC
This is a messenger RNA of Durusdinium trenchii, 1666 nucleotides long. The record is from the annotation of a GenBank genome assembly. Lineage: Eukaryota; Dinophyceae; Suessiales; Symbiodiniaceae.